Molecule: messenger RNA, 1748 nt
Organism: Ananas comosus (pineapple)
Lineage: Eukaryota; Viridiplantae; Streptophyta; Magnoliopsida; Poales; Bromeliaceae
Product: putative aminoacrylate hydrolase RutD
Exons: 11
Coding region: 133-1338 (401 amino acids)
Molecular function (GO): catalytic activity
Source: RefSeq, a predicted model, not a curated record
AAUUAAAGAGUUUAUAUGUUAUCAUCGCCAAAACCGCAUCUCCCAUUUUCCUCCUCACUUUUCUCUGUUUGAUUUUAAGAGAUUAAUUAAACACCAAAUUUGGGCACAAGAGAGGAGAGGGGAGGAGUUAAGAUGCCCUAUUGCGUCGUUAGCAAACACCCUGAAGAAGAGAAAAAGGGGAGCCAUGGGAACGGGAUCCGUAUCUUCUACCAAAGAUAUGGCCAUGGAUCCACCAAAGUUCUCCUCAUUAUUGGGUUCGCCGGCACCCAUGACAUGUGGUCUCCGCAGAUAAAGGGUCUGGCGGGGACUGCAGAAUCGCAGGACGAGGAGGCGCCUGCGACGGCGGCGGCGGAGGCCGCGGAGGAUGGUGAAGGGAUAGAGGUCUGCUGCUUCGAUAAUCGCGGGAUGGGCCGGAGCUCUGUGCCUGCAGAGAGAUCCCAAUAUACGACGAUAAUCAUGGCGAAGGAUGCAGUGGCUCUGUUGGAUCAUUUAGGUUGGAGAAAGGCUCAUAUCUUUGGCCACUCGAUGGGGUCUAUGAUAGCUUCAAAGUUGGCGGCAAUUGCGCCCGAGAGGGUUUUAUCAUUGGCUUUGCUAAAUACAACUGGAGGCGGCUUCGAGUGCUUCCCAAAGAUCGAUCGCAAAACCAUGUCCCUUGCAUUUCGUUUUCUAAGAGCAAAGACUCCAGAACAAAGAGCUGUUAUUGAUCUCGAAGUCCAUUAUACGAAGGAAUAUCUUGAUGAACAUAUUGGAUCGAGUACGAGAAGAAAAAUUCUAUAUCAGGAAUACGUCAAGGGGCUUACGUCGAACGGCAUGCAGUCCAGCCAUGGCUUUGAAGGCCAGAUUAACGCAUGCUGGACGCACAAACUGACAUCAACUGAACUCGACCGGAUUCGUUCAGGAGGAUUUUUGGUUUCUGUUAUUCAUGGGAGGGACGACAUCAUUGCUCGACUAUAUCAUGCAAGAAGGCUUGCGGAGAAGCUCUACCCUGCUGCUAGAAUGGUCGAACUUCACGGGGGUCAUUUAGUAAGCCAUGAAAGACCUGAUGAGGUUAAUCUAUCUCUUGUUGAGUUGAUUAAGGCAUCAAAAUCAAAGCUAGAACCAGAAAACUGGUCCAACAUUCCUAAGAAUGCCCCUGGUUGUAUGGUGCCUGGGCUGCUCGGUUCGCUGACCAAAAGGAGCGACGAUGAAGUUAGUUAUGUUGUAUUAACAUACAGCGUGCUGAGAAAGCUACAAUUUACCUUGCUUUACUUUUUCGGAGCAAUCCUUCUCUGCUUCGAGCAUGCGAAAAAAGUCCUCAGAAUUUUGAAGCCUGUUCGAGUUGCGCCCGCCAUCUCCUAGUGCAAAUUGGGGAUGCAGCAGAAAGUAACAUUGAGAACAAGGCAUGAAGAUCGAAAAGAGGGCGCAUUUUUCCUUCAUCAUAAUAUAUAUAUAUAUAUAUAUAUAUGAUGAGUUACAGAAUGAGAGAUAACAUAUUGUGGGCCAAUGCCUGAUGAAGAUGUUGUGAGAGCGGCGAGAAGUGUUCGAUACAUAUACAGAGAUUUAAAUGCAGGUUCUCCUGGGAUGUGUUGCAGGAGCUUUUUACUCUUUUGUUGUGUCUUCUAUCUUUUUUGUCAAUGAGGAACACAAGAAAAACAAUUCACACCCAAGUGAGGAGAUGUGUAAAUGCAACAUGAUAAACAUCCUUUGCUUGUAUAUUUGGUUUUGUUUGUGGAAAUGAUUUGUCUCUUUCAUGUUUUUCUUCUUCAGAA